UAGAUGUCGCUGUGACACCAAAAAGGCCGUGAGCAAGCUGUCCCUCCUUUCGGCUUUUGUCUGCAAUCUGCAGAGGGCGCAUUCAUUUGUUCCGGCAUUCUAAGCAGCGCGGUGUGAUUUCUCAUCGCAUGACGCGGCGGUGGCGUUCGACAGACUCAUUCGGGUUUCUACUUUUUGUUUUUUUUUAAAGCUGUCGUCUUUUUUUUGUAUUUUUAAACAACAAUGGAAGAAAAACGAGGACGUAAGACGAGGAGCUUUGUGCGCUUUCUUCUGCGUUGGUCUCUGUUGUUGUUUUUCGGGGAGCGGGCUCGGGCCGAGCUCCGCUACUCUAUUCCCGAGGAGAUGGCGACUGGAAGUGUUGUGGGCAACGUGGCGAAAGAUCUCGGCCUGGACGGAAGCUCGCCGAGCGGCAGGCGUUUCAGGGUGGUGUCCGGAUCCGCGGACGCGUAUUUCCAGGUGAACGCGGACGAUGGCGCCUUGCAGGUCCGACGCAAAAUUGACCGAGAGGAGCUUUGUCACGGGAGCGGCGCCUGCUUAAUGGAGCUGAAGAUCCUGGUUGAGAAUCCUCUCGAGGUGCAUUAUGUGGUGGUGGAAAUCACCGAUGUCAACGACCACCGUCCCAUAUUUUCGGAAAAGAAGCAGAUUUUUGAAAUUGCUGAACAUUCGUCUCCAGGAACACGAUUCGAAUUGCACGCAGCCGGUGAUCCAGAUGCUGGAAGUAACGCCGUGCGCGCGUACACACUAACGCCGAAUGAACAUUUUGAAUUAGAUAUUGUUCAAAGUGACGACGAUAAAAUACCGUUUUUGGUCCUGAAAAGGUCGUUAGAUAGAGAGCAGAAGAGCAAGCAUCUGCUAUAUGUGACAGCAGUUGACGGGGGGAAACCUCGAAGAUCAGACACACUUAAUGUUUCUAUUAUUGUGCUUGACAAUAAUGAUAACCGUCCCAUGUUUAGGCAGGAUACUUACAACGUUGAAAUAUAUGAAAAUGUGCCAACUGGUGCACUUGUAGCAACAGUGAAUGCAACAGAUCCGGACGAAGGCAAUAAUGGCGAAAUUGAAUUUAGCUUCAGCAAAACACUAACACCAAGGCUUUACGAAAUAUUUGAACUCGAUACAAAAAGCGGCGUAAUUAAAUUGAAGCGUCCUGUCGAUUUUGAGGAAACGCAAAUCUAUAAACUGUUAGUGGAGGCCUCUGACAAAGGAAUACCACCACUGACAAGCAGGUGCAGAGUGGUUGUAAAUAUAAAAGAUGUCAAUGAUAAUCCCCCAGUCAUAGAGGUGACAUCACUGACGAAUCAAGUGCCAGAGGAUUCCAAGCCUGGAACAGUUAUCGCUCUCGUUAGCGUAGUGGAUAAGGACUCCGGAAUGAAUGCAAAGAUUGUUUCAAAGAUCACCGACGAUGUUCCUUUUGAAUUGAAACCUUCCUACAAGGAGAACACUUAUUCAGUUGUCACGAAAGGUUUUUUGGACCGCGAGGAACUUGCUCAUUAUGAAAUAGCAAUUAAAGCUACAGAUUGUGGAGAUCCUCCUUUAUCUGCUUUUAGGACAUUCGACAUCGAGUUAUCCGAUGUGAACGACAACAGUCCACACUUUGAGCAAAGUCCAUUACAUUUUUACCUGUUCGAAAACAACAUCGCCGGAGCUUCAGUGUUCUCCUUGAGGGCAACCGAUAACGAUGUGAAUGAAAAUGCAGUUAUUCAAUACAAAAUAGUUCGAGCCGACAAGGACGGCGCAGUAACGUCGUUCCUCAACAUUCAUCCGGAGACCGGAGAAGUGACGGCGCUGAAGAGUUUUGACUUUGAGGCGCUGAAAAGCUUCCGGUUCCAGGUGUCGGCCACCGACGGCGGAAGUCCUCCGCUGAGCGGCAACGUGACGGUCAAGGUGUUCAUUCUGGAUCGGAACGACAACGCUCCGGUCAUCCUGUAUCCGCUCAGCUCCAACGGUUCCGCCCGAGGCGCCGAGGAGAUUCCCCGCAAUGCCAAAGCGGGAGACUCGGUGACUAAAGUCCGAGCCUACGACGCCGAUACGGGAUAUAACGGCUGGUUGCUGUUUUCGCUGCGGCCGCUCGGCGAGCGCGCUCUCUUUUCUCUGGACCGCUAUACGGGCCAGAUCAGAACACUUCGCCCGUUCACCGAGACGGACGAGGCCGAGCAUCGACUGCUCGUGCUGGUCAAAGACAACGGCGACGUUUCGCUCUCGGCGACGGCUACCGUGACCGUCAAACUGGCGGAGCCCAAAGAGGCUUUGGCGGCUUCCGACCACGCGGGAAGCGCGGCCGAAGAGGAUGGGCGCGAGGACCGGGUGACUUUUUAUCUGGCGCUGACUUUGGGCUCGGUCUCGCUCCUUUUGGUCAUCAGCGUGGUGGUGCUGAUCGCCAUGCGCUGCUCCAAAUCCGCAGAGUACACGUCCAAAUAUCUCCAAGACGCUCAUUACGACGGCACGCUGUGUCACAGCAUCCAGUACAGAUCGGGAGACAAACGCUACAUGUUAGUCGGACCCAGGAUGAGUGUUGCUUCCGCCGGCGCCCCGGGCAGCCACGCCGGCACGCUGGUGCUGCCCGACGCCAGACGUGCGGCCGCAGGGGAGGUAAGACAGACCUUUUCCAAUUGUAGUAUUUUUAAUGGCUGUGUUUCAUUGCAUCGUGGAUUUUUAUGA
Molecule: messenger RNA, 2655 nt
Organism: Phyllopteryx taeniolatus (common seadragon)
Lineage: Eukaryota; Metazoa; Chordata; Actinopteri; Syngnathiformes; Syngnathidae
Product: protocadherin alpha-7-like
Exons: 1
Coding region: 223-2655 (810 amino acids)
Biological process (GO): homophilic cell-cell adhesion
Cellular component (GO): plasma membrane
Molecular function (GO): calcium ion binding
Source: RefSeq, a predicted model, not a curated record